Molecule: messenger RNA, 5636 nt
Organism: Linum trigynum
Lineage: Eukaryota; Viridiplantae; Streptophyta; Magnoliopsida; Malpighiales; Linaceae
Source: the annotation of a GenBank genome assembly
GAGAUCAGGGUCGGGCACAGUUGACGGUGGACUUCUUGAUUUUUUUCUCGGACGCGCUAGGGAGAGUGCUGGCGGCGGGGGGUUGCUCGCUGCGGAGAGGAGUUCAUCUUUGGGGAAAUAAUUUGGGGAUGGGGGAUUUUGGUUUAUGCUUGGGGAGUGGGGAAUAGUUGGUGGAGUGGGCCGCUCGGCCCGAACAAAAGUAUUGUUUUUAAUAAUAUAAGAAUAAUAUAAUAAUAAUAAUAUUUAUUAUUAUUAUUCUUAAUCCGCGGUUGUAACUCUUAGUACGUAACCGUUAAACUAACCGCUCAUUAAAUAUGGUCGAACCCAAAUCUAAAAAUACCGGGGUGUUACAUUUCUUCUACCCUUACAAAAAUAUCGUCCCCGAAAUUCGGAGUUGGAAAGAUAAUUACUUGGUCUUAAACUUUUGGUGUUUGACUGAAACUUCUCAAGCUAGGAUAUAACAUUAAACGAUGCUCAAGAGAAUUACACAACUACAGAUAGGAGCUUCUAGCAGUGGUUUUCGCAUUCGACAAAUUCCGACCUUAUUUGGUUCUCUCAAAGGUCUUUGUGUACACCAACCACUCUGUCCUUUGUUAUUUUAUGACAAAAGCCGAUGCAAAACCACGGCUUAUCCGAUGGGUGCUCUUGCUCCAAGAAUUUGAUAUUGAGAUUAUAGACAAAAGAGGAGCAGAAAACCUCGCUGCAGAUCAUCUUUCUAGAUUGGAAGUUAUUGAAGUUAGAAAUGAUUCAAGAAGAGAGAUUGAUUCAUUCCCUGAUGAAAGACUACAUUGUUCAAGCACGAUAUGAUCACCCCCCCCCCCCCCCCCAAUGGUUUGCCGAUGUGAAAAACUAUUUGGCCAUAGAGAGACUCCCAGAGGACAUGACUUGGGUCGAUAGGACCAAAUUCUUUUCGGAUCUCAAUCACUAUUUUUGGGCUGACCCUUAUCUCAGUGGAGUGUCUGAUCAAGCCAAAGAAAUCAUUCUUCUAUCGGAGCCCUAACAUCUGGAGUGUUUUUUUCUAGCUUAUGACAUUAAAGAAGCAUGUCAGUAUCGUAAAUAAGGUAGCAAUUUAUUUUGCUAACAGGUUAUGAGUUCACUUGACUUCUAGUCCUAAACUUUCAAUCUGGGAAAAAUUUGACGGGGUGAUAUAUACACAUGUUUUUGUCCACCAUUCCUAUACCGUUUGAGUCUCAUCUCUCGUGUUUUAGGUUGAUUUCAUGCUAGGUUGUUCGUGUUUGUGAUAUUUCAGGUCCUAGUACGUGAAGGAAGGUUUGGGAAUGAGUUCAGGGCCGAUUGGACGAAGUUGAGACGAUUGACGAAAAGCUGGAAAUUCCGUUGGGCAAACCUAAAUUCCACACGGCCGUGUGACUUGGCCGUGUGGAACCCCUUUGCGCGGGCAAAGCCACACUGGCCGUGUAAGGGCCUUUUUUGACCGUGUGAGAUUUCUAGGGAGUUCACACGGGCAUGCCUAAAUUCUACACGGCAGUGUGGUUUUGGCAGUGUAGCGUACCUGGAGUCACUAAGUCGAACGCAGUGUUUUGGAGAGCCAUACGGGCAGACCUAAAUUUCACACGGCCGUAUGAUCAGGCAGAACUGGGUUUUUUACCCAAAUUUGAAGGGUGAAUCGGUUUUCAGAGCUAGAAACAGAGUCCUAGAGAGAGAAAGUGCGAAGAACACACCCUAGAUGUGAUUUUGGAGCUGGGUUUCAUCAAUCAAGCUUGGAUUUCAUCAUUGGAGUGAAGAUUAUCAUCCCAGAGCAGAUUCUUCCCAUCAUUAUGAGUAUGACUACUCUGAUUUUUGUUUUCCUCUCUCUCUCUAGGGAGUAGAACCUUCUCUCACUUGGGUAUGAAGAACCCUAGUUCCAUGCGUUAGGAAUCUUGAUUGUAAUGACUUUGGAUUGAUAUGUUGCUUGAUUAUAAUCGAUUGAUGCAUGAUUCAUUGAGUCAAUUGAAGUCUGAUCAACUUUCCUUGAUUUCUGCUGCAACCUGAGAUAGAUAGAAUCUGAUCAGAUUGUUAAAGCUUCAUCAAUCAGUAGUAGUAGAUUGGUUAUACGAGAGUUAAUCGAUUUACUGCUUUGUACUGGAAUCCAAUUCUAGUAGUGGAGUUCUAUGUUUAUUGCCUCAACAGUCUAUCCCGGUAAAGGCUAGUCGCCUGCUGGUUAGUCUAUCUGAGAGGACUUGGUCAGCUUAAGAGAUUCCAAGGUACUGUCGAAUCUUCCGUAGUUUAAUCAACAGUAAAUCAACCAAAGGUAAUUACAACUUUGACCUAACUAAGGAGAUAGGGGGGACUCAUUCUCGAGUGACUUUUCCCCUUCUUAAGAACUUCGAACCAUUUCCUGCUUUCUUACUGCUUUUGCUUAAAAUCACAAUCGCUCAACUUAGUCUGCUAGAUAAUAGAUCAUCACGGAGUAGGCAGUAGAUCUAGUCCCUGGGUUGAUAAAUAGAACUUGCCACUAUUCUGCAUUUCCGGACUGCGAUUACACUUGGUCGCAAUUUGGUGUUGUGUUUUAGCGUGUCACCAAUAAGCAGUUGAAGUUUGCAUCACACAAAGACCUCCUUUAUCCAUGAGUCAGCCUCAUACUUUGGGGGCCAAGCUAGAUCCUCAUGGAUGAAGGUCUCAUUUAUCCAUCAUCGUGGGGAAAUUCAGAUUCCAAAACACGAGAACUCUUACUAUUGGAGUCAUACCAAAAACAAGCUUUUUUCAGAAAACUUCAAAAACUUUUACCACUGGACAAUACAAAGAUUGCUCGAACUCUCCAUGAUCAGCAAACCUAUAUAUCGAACACAUUUUCUCCAUCAACACGGUGACAAGAAUCUUAAUAGUAGCUGAAAUGUCGUAAACUCAAAGCACCCAUAGGAAUGAGUGAGAGCAAAAUUGAGCAUGAGCGUGAUAAUCAAAGUGAGGGCUUAUGGAUAUUCUCAUGGCUUGGCUUAUACAAAACAAAGUUUUAAACAAUGUGGCAUUAACUGUUGCAUGGGGCUUGAAGGUUUCUACUCACCAAAACGGUGUCGCUGUGUCGCUCCAUAUAUCAUGGCCAGAACGGUGCCGCAUCAUCAAGCCAAGUAUCGUCCUUCGCAAGUGUUCAUUCUUUCUCGAGCAUUUCAUUUCUCUGACCUCCGCUCCCCACACCAGAAUCCAGGUCGCCGACCAUCACCUCUACUCCUUGCAAUGAUGGACACUACAAUAUAGGGAACGGUUCUGCUAUUUAAAUGGUCACUUUGUGAUCGCGUCUAUAAAUAGAAGUCAAUUGAGUCAUUUGUUGUGUGACUGUCGAGUGAAAGUGAGAUUGGGGAAUCUGCUUUGUUCGUCACGGGUCCUUUCUUGAUCGAACUUCAGUAGAUCAAUCAUAGGGUGUGUAAACCUGGUGAUUGAUUCUUGGGAAGUGAGGAUUUGAGUGUUGUGUUUCUUUCUUUCAAAGAGCCAAGCUUCUUGGCUUGGCUAGGGUUCUUGUUUUAUGCAGUGUCUAAUCUUUCGAAAUCAAUAAAAGCACAAUUUUUCCUUUCACUUUGAUUCUACAAUUGGUAUCAGAGCCUGCUCUUUGAAGGAUUAAUCAUCGCCAAAGAGUACUGUUUAUAAUGUCAGGAUCCUCGUCAGCUGCAGUCUCCUAUUCUGCAAAUACGAAUCCGCCAUGUUUCGAUGGAACAGACUACACAGUCUGGAAAAAGAGAAUGAGGAUCUAUCUUCGCGGAGUUGAUGGGGAGCUAUGGGCAGUUGUACGAAAAGGACCUAUCCCUAUGGAUGAGGAAGAUGAAGAAGAGUGGAAAGAAGAACAGAAGAUAUCAUCUCAGCUGGAUUCACGAGCUAUGCACCUACUGUUUUCAGCAAUUUGCCCUGAGGAACGGAGUUAGGUUGCGCAAUGUGAGUCAGCCAGAGAGAGUUGGGAGUCUCUUCAGACAACCCAUGAAGGUACGUCUGAAGUAAAAGAAAGUAGAAUUGAUGUCCUGCUAAAUGAAUAUGAAUCAUUCGAAAUGAGCUCAGGAGAAUCAAUAUCUAGCAUGUACAAACGGUUUAAUGAUCUGAUCAAUAGAUUAAAAGGUCUAGGAAAACUGUUUGAAACAAAGGAUUUAGUUCGCAAAAUCUUAAGGUGUCUACCCAGGGAAUGGUUACCUAAGCGAACUGCUAUUGAAGAGGCUAAAGAUUUGAACACAUUAUCUAUUGAGAGGCUUGUUGGAUCUUUACUUAGCCAUGAAGAAGUGAUAAUACAAAUGAAUAGAGAUGAUCAUAGACGAAGGAAAGUUAUUGCAUUCAAGGAUCAAGAAUAUGAUAGUGAUUCUGAUGCAGAUAUGGGAGAGGAAUUUGAAAAGGAAUUUGCUCUUGUAAGUAGGAAGUUUCAUCGAAUGCUUAAAAUGAAAAAGGACUUCAAAGCAAAGAGAGCAUAUCGUGAUUCCAGACAUUUUAAUAGUCAGUUCCCUGAACCUAGAAAGGACAGGGAAGAAAUUGAGAGAACUCCUACCAAAACAAACAAAAGAUAUGUAUCAUAUAGACCAUACCUAGAUAAGAGCACUCCGAGGUCAUAUGAUAGAUCGUCUGAUGGUCGAGAAAGGUUCAAAAUUGAUAAGGAAGACCACAUGUCUUCCAAUGAAAAAGAUCUAACUGUUUGCUAUAAGUGUGGUAAGACAGGGCAUAUCAGAUCAAAGUGUCCUACAGGAAGCAAAGCUAAGGAGAAGGCACUGGCUGCAUCUUGGAGUGACCUCAGCUCGGAAGAGGAGCAUGAGAUAAAAGACUUAGCCUACAUGGCGUUUGCAACCAACAGUGAACAUAGUUAUCAAUCCUCAAGCAGCAAUGAUCAGUUAACACCUUCAUGCUAUCAGGUAAUCAUUGAUUCUGAAUCAGAUGAAAACAAUAAUGAAGACACUGUUUUAGAGUCAAAAACUGACUUUCUUAAUGCUCUACCAAACUUACAAGAAGAAUGUAAAAGACUUAAGAGCAAGUAUUGUCUACUCAUGACUGAAAAUCAGCGAUUAAAAAGGGAUAUACUUAGUCUAAAUAAGUCAAUUAAGUGCCAAAAUGAAGAACAUAGAAGGUUGAAUAAGCUAAUAUUUGAACUCACAGAUGAAAAUCAGCGACUAAAUAAACAACUUAAAGCAAAAUCAGGACUACAGAAGUCUAAUAUAUUCAGAACAAAACAAACUCCAAAUAGUUCUUCUCAAAAAUAUUUUUCUAACCGAAAAUACCCUAUCAUCUAUACAUGUACUUACUGCAAAAGAAGGGGCCACUUGGAAAAAUUCUGUUAUGAUUUACAAGAUCUGAGGAAACCUGGUACAACCAAAACAUUUUGGGUACCAAAAUGUACUAACCUGUGAUUGAUUGCAGUGUUUGGGAGAAAAUGAGAACAUCUGGUUUCUGGACAGUGGUUGCUCCCGCCACAUGACAGGUAAAAAGGAAUUGUUUUCUUCUUUAAAAUAUAAAAAAGGGGGUAAGGUAGUGUUUGGAGAUGAUCGAGUUGGAUUAAUAAUGGGAAGUGGAACUAUUGGUAAGAAUCCUCUCCCCACCAUCAUUGAUGUGUUAUUUGUUAAUGGCUUAAAACACAAUCUUCUCUCUAUCAGUCAAUUAUGUUCAAAUGAAAAUAGAGUAAUAUUUGAAUCAGAAACAUGCCAAAUCAUCAGAAUAAGAGACAAUAAACUGCUAUUCAGUGG